Hansenula ciferrii is the source of this 2121-nucleotide messenger RNA. RefSeq names its product Serine/threonine-protein kinase. Gene Ontology annotation, biological process: protein phosphorylation; regulation of mRNA processing; spliceosomal complex assembly. NCBI's taxonomy places the organism in Eukaryota, Fungi, Ascomycota, Saccharomycetes, Phaffomycetales, Wickerhamomycetaceae. The record is from RefSeq and is a predicted model, not a curated record. The coding region runs from base 1 to 2121 and encodes 706 amino acids. Gene Ontology annotation, molecular function: protein kinase activity; ATP binding. The transcript has a single exon.
AUGUUGAAAACAAAUCAAUAUCAAGUACCCUUCUUGUAUCAAAAUAAUCAAAAUUCAAAUUCAUCAAGUUCAUCAAGUUCAAAUUCUCAAAUCCCUAAAACUUUCCAUGAUAAUACCAAAAUCCAUCCAAACCUGUACAUAAACACUGAACAUCAUCCUUCUUUACAUCGUGCUGAUAGUUUUAACCCUCAAAUUAUUAAACAUCGUCAUUCUUUCUCUUCAAUAAGUCAUAAUAGUACAAUUAAAGAAUCAAUAAAUGAUGAUCAAGAUGAAAAUGAAAGUUAUGAUGAAGAAGAUGAAGAUGAUGAAGAAGUUGAUUUGAAAAAUGAAGAAGAUGAAAAUGAUUAUUGUUAUGGUGGUUAUCAUCCUGUUGAAAUUCAUGAAGUUUUAAAUCAAAAUUAUCAAAUUUUAAGAAAAUUAGGUUGGGGUCAUUUUAGUACUGUUUGGUUAGCUUACGAUAAAAGACAUGAUAAUCAUGUUGCUAUCAAGAUUGUUAGAUCUCAAUCUCAUUAUACUCAAGCUGCUUUAGAUGAAAUUAAAAUUUUAGAUAUCAUUAAUAAAAAAAAUCCAAAUCAUCCUGGUUAUGAUCAUUUAAUUAAAUUACAUGAUUGGUUUUAUCAUAAUGGUCCAAAUGGGAAACAUGUUUGUAUGGUUUUUGAAGUUUUGGGUGAAAAUAUGUUGGGUUUGAUUAACAAAUUCAAUUCUGAAUCAAACUCAAAUCCAUCUUCUUCUUCAUCAAAUGGUGAAUUAUCAAUUAAAUUAUCAAAUUUAGAGAAAACUUAUGGUGGAUUACCAAUCUCAAUAACAAAACAAAUUUCAAAACAAUUAUUAUUAGCAUUAGAUUAUUUACAUAGAGAAUGUGGUUUAAUUCAUACAGAUAUUAAACCAGAAAAUAUUCUAUUAGAAAUUAAAAAUGUUGAAGAAUUUGUUAAAUUAAUGAAAUUUAAUAAAAAAUCUAAUCAACAUGAAAAUUCUGGUUCUCAAAACCCCAAAUCAAAAUUACAUUCAAGAUCUUCAAGUUUCCAAUCUCCUAUAAAAUGUUCAAAACCAUUACCAUCUCCAUUAACUUCAUCAUCAAGUUUUGAUUUCCAAGAUUAUUUUUCUCAAGCUUUAAAGAAGAAUAAUCAAAAUAAACAAAACAAAUCAUUAUCAAAAUCAAAUAGUUAUCAAAAUCAAUCUAAUCAUCAUCAUCAAUUAUCUUCAACUUCAAGUGCUGGUUCAAUAAAAUGUUAUGAUGAUGAACAUACCCCUGAUUCUCCAGUUUUUUCAAAUCAUCAAAAUCAAUCAACUUCCCCUGCAACUUCAUCAAAUUUAACUUCUUAUGUUGUUUGUGCUUCUGAAGCAAAUUCUGAUGAUGAAGAUGAUGAAGAAACUAAUGAUGAGAAUGUAAUUGAAUCUCCAUUAAAUUAUACUUAUGAAGAUCAAGAAUUAAAUUCAAGAUUUUCAUCAAUAUCAAUUGAUGAUUCAAAUUUCUUAAAUCAAGAUUUUAAUUUAAAUGAACAUGAAGAAACAAAUGAUUUAUCAUCGAUUAUUAAUGUCAAAUUAGCUGAUCUUGGUAAUGCAUGUUUUAAUAAUUUACAUUUUACAAAUGAUAUUCAAACUCGUCAAUAUCGUGCACCAGAAAUUUUAUUAGGUCAUAAAUGGGGUUGUUCAACAGAUAUUUGGUCUUGUGCAUGUUUAAUUUUUGAAUUAAUUACAGGAGAUUAUUUAUUUGACCCUAAGAAUGGUAAAAAUUAUACCAAAGAUGAUGAUCAUAUUGCACAAAUCUUGGAAUUAAUUGAUGAUCAAGAUGUUUCUUAUCAAUUUAUGUAUGAUUGUAAAUAUGCACCAGAUUAUUUCCAUUCUGAUUAUAAAACUUUAAGAAGAAUUAAAAAUUUAAAAUAUUGGGAUUUACAAAAUGUUUUAAAACAAAAAUAUAAAAUGGAUCCAAAAAUUGCAAAAGAAAUUGAUGAAUUUUUAACUCCAAUGCUUAAAAUUGAUCCAAAAUAUAGAGUUGAUGCUGGUGGUUGGUCAAAUCAUGAUUGGUUAAAUGAUGUGAAAAAUUGUGGGUUUAUUAAUAGACCUUGUGGUUGUUGUGGUGAAGAUAUUAAAGGUUGGUCAACAAGAUGUAGAGAUCAAUAA